Messenger RNA from Neoarthrinium moseri, 786 nucleotides. RefSeq lists its product as uncharacterized. Bases 1 to 786 code for a protein of 261 amino acids. The record is from RefSeq and is a predicted model, not a curated record. NCBI's taxonomy places the organism in Eukaryota, Fungi, Ascomycota, Sordariomycetes, Amphisphaeriales, Apiosporaceae. The transcript is spliced from 5 exons.
AUGAUCAAGUCAUUCGGAGUCGACGACUGGCUUAUGCUUAUAGCCAUGUUCUUUUUUACGCUGCACACAGGAUUCUGCCUCGGCGGCGUCGCACAUGGCACUGGGCAACACGCCGUGGAUUUGACCGCCUCGGAUAUCACAAUGGCCUUGCAGAACUGGUGGUUUUGUUACCUCUGGUACUGCGCGACUAUGAUCUUCUCCAAGGCCAGCAUUGCUUUCUUUCUCUUGCGUCUGACUCCAAUUCGGUCACAGCGUAUCACUAUUUACGUAACGCUGGGCGUGUCCACACUGAUCAGUGUCGCCUUUUUCUUCGUCGCCAUGCUACAAUGCCUGCCCGUGUCAUUCUUCUGGACCCGCUUGGCCGGAACCGGAUCCUAUUUUACUUUCACAUUCCUUCCCUUGUGGCUCGUCAAGGGUCUACAGGUGGAUAAAAGAACGAAGUUCGCUCUAGUUCCCAUUCUGAGUCUGGGAGCUACAGCCAGCUGUGCCGUAGCAGUUCGGCUUGCCUAUGUUCAGAGCUUUCGGGACUCUGACUUUCUGUGUAAAUCAACCCCCGCUUGGCAUGUCAAUCCCACUGACAAGCCGUGGUGCAGGGGCCACGACGGACAUCGCAAUAUGGUCACAAGUCGAGCAAGGCUUGGCCAUCACAGCUGGCAGCCUAUCAACACUCAAGCCACUCUUUCGCAGAGCGCUAAUCAAGCUCCACAUUACGAAUUUGUGCUCACAGAGCGGCGGAACGCCGUCUACAACAAGGACCAAAAAGCACAACCGUAUCAAACGAAAUAG